AUGGAGGAGUACCAUCGCCACUGUGAGGAGGUUGGCUUCAAUGUGGAUGAAGCCCACAGCCUUGUUAAAGAGUGUAUAGAUGGAGUUUUGGGUGGUGAAGAUUAUAAUCAGAACAACAUCAACCAAUGGACUGCAAGUAUCGUGGAACAAUCCUUAGCACAUUUGGUCAAAUUAGGAAAAGCUUAUAAAUAUAUUGUGACCUGUGCCGUGGUCCAGAGGAGUGCAUAUGGCUUUCAUACAGCUAGUUCAUGCUUUUGGGAUACCACAUCUGAUGGAACCUGUACCGUAAGAUGGGAGAACCGAACCAUGAACUGUAUCGUCAAUGUUUUUGCCAUUGCUAUUGUCCUGUGA
Pipistrellus nathusii (Nathusius's pipistrelle) is the source of this 351-nucleotide messenger RNA. The record is from the annotation of a GenBank genome assembly. NCBI's taxonomy places the organism in Eukaryota, Metazoa, Chordata, Mammalia, Chiroptera, Vespertilionidae.